AUGAACAAUGAAACAAAUGAAACAGCCAUAUUGGCAUACGUUUAUCGUAUUGAAACGAUAUUUUUACCAGCAAUUAUUGUGUUUGGAACUUUAUGUAAUAUAAUGACAUUUAUUGUAAUGCGUCGAAGACGCAUGCGUAUAUCAUCAACUUGCUUUUAUAUGGCAGUUCUUGCCGUAACAGAUACAUUUGUUUUAUGGACAGGCUGUUUAAAUCAAUGGUUGUAUUUAAUGCAAUUUCCAACGUUAGUUGUUCAAUCGAAUUUUACAUGCAAAUCAGUUCCAUUUCUUUUCGUCUUCUUUGCCGAUGCAAGUGUAUGGAUUACUGUAUGCAUGUCGUUUGAACGAUACUUCGCCGUUUCAAGACCCUUAAGAGCUUCACAGAUGUGUACAACGAGACGAGCCAAAUGGGUUUUAGUUGUCAUCUUUGCCGUAUUAGCAUUGAUUGAUGGUCAUUAUCUAAUAACAUUAGAAAUACAAAAAAUUGAUGACAACACGCACGUGUGCCAUCCAACACGUUGGGCUCAUCAUUUUGUUCAGAAAAUUUUUGUUUACAUUGAUGGAUUAAAAUAUUCUGCCAUACCAUUUUUUUUGUUACUUUUACUAAGUAUACUUAUUAUACAACGAGUAUUUCACGCUGAAAGUAUUAGCGCACAAUUACGAAAUCUUCGUCAACUAAAUCAUUAUCAGAAAUACUCAUUAGCAUCAAGUUCUAGUAUUUCAGGUCAUUCAUCAUUAUUGAUGGCCAAUUCAACACAGCCAACUUCAUUGAAUAAUACACGUGUUGGUCGUCGUAUUACAUUUAUGUUAUUAUCUGUUAGCAUUGCAUUUUGCGUAUUUUCAGCUCCGAUGUCAUUAAUGCAGAUAGUUCAAAGUGUAUCAAGCCCAGAUCAUAAUUUUACAGCAUUAGCUAUUGGCAAAGCUGUUGCUGAAUUAUGUCAAUAUAUAAAUCAUUCAUGCAAUUUUUUUCUAUAUGCUCUCACCGGACGAAUAUUUCGUCGAGAAUUUGUUCGGCUUUUUUUCCCCACUCGUUUUGGUAAUGGUAUUAGGAAGCCGGCUGGUACUCCUCGUACGGGUCUUAAUGGACGUGCAUGUUUAAUACCACAUGCAGGACAUUCAUCAAGUCAUCAUGGUUCACUUUAUUCCAUGAAUAACAAUCGGCAAAGUUUAUAUCAAACAUCUCGACGUUUAACAGCAUUUUCUUUAAAACAAAAUAAUACUCAAGUAAAUAAACUAAAUUUUCAAUCGUUUACAAUUAAAUCGCCUUUAAUAUGCGACCGUAAUGGUUUAUCACCAGCAAGUAGACAUCUCAAAAUGUAUUAUGAUAAAUCGCAAAUAUUAGCAAAUAAAAAUUCAAGUGAUAGUAGUCCGCUAUAUUCAUUAUGGAAUUUAUUUGGUCGAAAUAAAAAACGCGAACUCAUCGGUGAUCGACCAUUGUUAUUUGUAAAAGCUUUAAAACCAACGCAUCAUCAAUUUCAAGGUCAUUAA
Molecule: messenger RNA, 1485 nt
Organism: Rotaria socialis
Lineage: Eukaryota; Metazoa; Rotifera; Eurotatoria; Philodinida; Philodinidae
Source: the annotation of a GenBank genome assembly